CCCAGCCCUCCGGCAGACGCCUCCGGCUGGAGGCUUGAGCCCCUCGGGGUAGAACCUGUUGCUGAAGCCCAAGGUGGGCGCUUCUGGUUACCAACAUCUGCGGGUCUCGGUGGUUUCGCGGUGUGCAGGUCCAUCAUGAAUGAGAAAUGGGACUCAAACUCUUCAGAAAACUGGCAUCAUACUUUAAGUGUCAAUGACACCAGACAUUAUCUCUACUCAGAUAUCAAUAUUACCUAUGUGAACUACUACCUUCAUGGUGCUCAAGUAGCAGCGAUCUUCAUUAUUUCCUACUUUCUGAUAUUCUUUCUGUGCAUGGUGGGAAAUACAGUGGUGUGCUUUAUUGUAAUGAGGAAUAAACAUAUGCACACAGUCACUAAUCUCUUCAUCUUGAACCUGGCGAUAAGUGAUUUAUUAGUUGGCAUAUUCUGUAUGCCUAUUACGCUUCUGGACAACAUUAUAGCAGGGUGGCCAUUUGGAAACGCAAUGUGCAAAAUCAGUGGUUUGGUUCAGGGCAUAUCAGUUGCAGCUUCAGUCUUUACUUUGGUUGCAAUAGCAGUGGAUAGGUUCCGGUGUGUUGUCUACCCUUUUAAACCAAAGCUCACUAUCAAGACAGCGUUGGUCAUUAUUGUGAUCAUCUGGGUCCUGGCCAUUGCCAUUAUCUCUCCAUCUGCAAUAAUGUUACAUGUACAAGAAGAAACAUAUUACCGAGUGAGACUCAACUCCCUGAAUAAAACCAUGCCUGUCUACUGGUGCCUGGAAGACUGGCCACAUAAGGAAAUGAGAAAGAUCUACACCACAGUACUGUUUGCUAACAUCUACCUGGCUCCCCUGUUCCUCAUUGUCAUCAUGUACGGAAGGAUUGGAAUUUCACUCUUCAAGAUGACAGUGCCUCACACAGGCAAGCAGAACCGGGAGCAGUGGCACGUGGUGUCCAAGAAGAAGCAGAAGGUUGUUAAGAUGCUCCUGAUCGUGGCCUUGCUCUUUAUUCUCUCCUGGCUGCCCUUGUGGACUCUGAUGAUGCUCUCAGACUAUGCUGAACUGUCUGCAAAUGAACUGCAGGUCAUCAACAUCUACAUCUACCCAUUUGCACACUGGCUGGCCUUUUUUAAUAGCAGCAUCAACCCCAUCAUUUAUGGGUUCUUCAAUGAGAAUUUUCGCCGUGGUUUUGAAGAUGCUUUUCAUCUCCAAUUCUGCCAAAAAAGGACAAAGCCCAAGGAAGCCUAUGCCCUCAGGGCUGAAAACAAUGUGGUCAUAAAUACAUCUCAUCAGUUAGCUCAUGAACCUACAAAUCAAAACCCACAUGAGGAAAAUUUACUUAGAAAAAGUGCUGAAAACCCCAAACAGGAAUUGAUGGAAGAAUUAGGAGGAGCUACCAACAGCAAUGAGAUUUAAUAAAGAGCAAAUGUGAUUUUUCAACUCUACUGUGUUAUAUAUUGAAAUACUGUUGCUCUCUAUGGCUUUGUACUUCAAUUGUUUCUGAGAAUGUUCCAAAGAAAAUAUUCAUGGAAAGCCCUCUCUGAAAACAAGUAAACAAAAUGGUCGUUAUGCUCAUAACCAAUCUUAUGAUACACAAAAUAUGUGAAGUGACUAAUACAUGAGUUUUCCUGGAUAAAUCCAUUUUCUAGGAACAUAUUUCAAAGCCUGACCUUUUUCAGCUUAACCCUUUCUGUAUGAG
This is a messenger RNA of Phyllostomus hastatus (greater spear-nosed bat), 1675 nucleotides long. RefSeq names its product neuropeptide FF receptor 2 (gene NPFFR2). Gene Ontology annotation, molecular function: opioid receptor binding; neuropeptide receptor activity; peptide binding. Gene Ontology annotation, biological process: regulation of cAMP-dependent protein kinase activity; G protein-coupled receptor signaling pathway; regulation of adenylate cyclase activity. The record is from RefSeq and is a predicted model, not a curated record. Lineage: Eukaryota; Metazoa; Chordata; Mammalia; Chiroptera; Phyllostomidae. Gene Ontology annotation, cellular component: membrane.